UUAUUGUUGGUGGAAAUAUGGCAUAGAAAAAAACACCUUUGUCACCGAUGGGCCACACCCUGUCAAGACAUGUACACAAUGGGCUCAAAUUGAGAUAGCAGCUGUGUGGACAGAGGUUGACCAACUACCAUUCAAAAGACCCACACCACAAGCCCAUGACUCAACUUCAGAUUUAAUCAAACUUUGAAUAUUGCUGGGAAUGGGAAUUUUUUUUUUUUUUUUUUUGUUUGUUUGUUUGUUAUAAGACAUACUUUUGGCCACGAUAUUGUAGUCCACAGGCUUCCAAUAAAAAUAUCCAGACUGGAUCCAUGGGACAACUUUUGAACCAAUCACAAGUGCUUUUUUGGUCAACUGACCAAUCAAAAGUUCAUUACGAAUUGGGAUGCAUCAAUAAUUGCAAUCUCAAAAGCGUUUACUUCUACAUUGAGCUACUAGCAAACUAAGCAACCAAAGAUAAAAAAUGGCUGCCGCUUUUAUUGGAGAGGCUUUUAUCUCCGCUUCCAUCCAGGUGUUGUGUGACAGAAUUGCUUCAACCGAGUUCGCUGACUUGUUCUGGCACAAGAAGCUGGAUGAACCACUCCUCGUGAAACUGAAGACGACGUUGCUCACCCUCUAUGCGGUGCUCAACGAUGCGGAAGAGAAGCAAAUUUCAAACCCUGCUGUGAGAGACUGGUUGGACGAGCUCAAGCAUGCUAUCUUCGACGCGGAGGACUUACUUGAUGAGAUCGACACUGAAGCUUUGCGAUGCAAGGUGGAAGGUGAAGGUCAAGCCGAGAAAUUAACCAAAAAGGUGUGGAACUUCUUCACUUCUCCUAGUCAUUUUUAUCAAAACAUGAAUGUUGAGAUACAAGGGUUAUUACAAAGGCUGGAUGACUUUGUGCAACAAAAAGUUGCCCUUGGUCUUACAGAAGUUGUUGGGAGGAAGGUUUCACAAAGAACUCCAACAACUUCCUUGAUUCAUGAACCCUUUGUAUAUGGAAGAGACGAAGAUAAAGAAAACUUAUCAAAAGUCUUGUUCUCUGAUGAUGCAAGCGAGGAUGAUGUAUCUAUCAUCACCAUUGUUGGUAUGGGCGGGGUUGGCAAGACGACCCUUGCUCGAGUGCUUUAUAAUGAUGAUAAGGUGAAAGAGCACUUUACCCUUAGAUCUUGGGCUUGUGUUUCAGAAGAUUAUGAUGCUAUUAAGGUGACUAAAACUCUUCUCGAGUCGGUCACUUCAAAACCUUCUAAAAUGACAAAUUUGAAUUCGCUUCAAGUCGAACUUAGAGAACAACUGAGGGGAAAGAAAUUCUUAUUUGUGUUGGAUGACCUUUGGAGUGAGAAAUAUUCUGAUUGGAGGUGCCUACAAACUCCUUUUACUUCCGGAGCAAGGGGAAGUAAAGUCAUCGUGACAACACGAAGUGCAAAUGUCGCAUCUCUCAUGAAAAAUGUGCCAAUUCAACACUUAGAACCUUUGUCACAUGAAGAUUGUUGGAUGUUACUUGCAAAACAUGCGUUUGAAAAUGAAAACCACAAUGCACAUCCAACUUUGGAGGAAAUUGGCAAGAAAAUUGCAAGCAAGUGUAAUGGUUUGCCAUUAGCAGCAGAGACACUCGGGGGUCUAUUACGUUGCCAGGAAGACUUCAAGGAAUGGAAUAAAUUAUUAAAUAGUAGCCUUUGGGAGCUACCUUAUGAAAAAAGUGAUAUCCUUCCAGCCCUACGAUUGAGCUAUCAUUAUCUCCCUGCUCAGUUGAAACGAUGCUUUUGUUAUUGUUCACUAUUUCCAAAAGACUAUUUGUUCAAGAAUGAAGAUGUAGUUCUCCUUUGGAUGGCGGAAGGUUUAAUUCCACAUGAUUUUAACGGGCAAAGAAUGGAAGAGACGGCUAAAAGUUACUUCGAUGAGCUGGUAUCACGAUCACUACUUCAAAAAGCAGGGGAGCAUGGUUUCACAAUGCAUGAUCUUCUUAACGACUUGGGUCAGUUCAUGUCUAGGGGAUUUUUUCUCAGGUUGGAAGAGAGGGAAUCACAAGAAGUUAAAAGACUUCGUCAUUUGUCAUAUGCUAGGGGAGAAAUUGACGCUGCUAAAAAAUUUGAGCCUUUGAAUGGGGCUAAGUGUCUGCGGACCUUCCUACCUACCUCUUUUGAAGCAUAUGGGAAUGGGAUGAUCUACAUAAGUCAAAAGUUUCAACAAGAUUUGUUGCCAUCCCUGAAACGUUUACGAGUUUUAUCAUUGUCCCAUUAUGAAAAUGUUGCUGAAGUACCUGAUUCUGCGGGCAAUCUCAUUCACCUGCGCUACCUGGAUCUCUCCCAUACGGCAAUUGUAAGUUUACCUGGUGCAGUUUGUACUCUCUACAAUUUGCAGACGUUAUUGCUGUCAUAUUGUUACGCUCUCAUUGAACUGCCACCAGACACGAGAAGAUUGAUAAAUUUAUGGACAUUAACGUUGGCAGGUUGCAGCUCCCUUACUAAAUUACCUGUAGAUAUGAGGGAAUUGAGUAGUUUGCAAUAUCUCGAUGUCAGUAAAACAAACAUACAAGGGAUGCCAGUGGAAAUUGGAAGACUAAAAAGUUUGAGAACAUUAACUGCUUUUAUUGUGGGGAAAUCUACCGGGUCUAGCAUUGGAGAAUUAAGGGAGUUGCAGUAUCUUCAAGGAAGACUUCAUAUUUCAAAUCUGCACAAUGUAGUUCACGUUGUGGAUGCAUUGGAAGCCAAUUUGAAGGAUAAGAAAGAACUAAAGGACUUAGAGUUGGAAUGGGGUAAGGAGGACGCCGACGAUUCCCAAAAGGAGAGAGAUGUGCUUGACAAGCUCCAACCUUGCAUAAAUCUGGAGAAACUGACUAUCAGAUUCUAUGGAGGAACCAGCUUCCCAAGCUGGUUAGGAAGCUCUAAUUCCUUCUAUAACAUACAGUUCAUGUGGAACAGUGAUUGUAAGUAUUGUUUGUCCUUGCCAAGUUUUGGGCAGCUGCCCACUCUUAAAGAGCUACAUGUCGAAAGAAUGAAAUUUGUUAGGACGGUUGGUGUUGAAUUCUAUGGUGAUCUUAAUGGAGCUUCUGUAAUUCAGCCCUUUCGGUCUCUGAAGACGCUAGAGUUCAAGGAGAUGCCGGAGUGGGAGGAUUGGCUACCGAGUCCAAGUGGAGGUCAAUGUUCAGGCUUUCCUUGUCUCCAGGUGCUGAGAAUAAGUUAUUGUAAGAAGCUGAGAGGAUACUUGCCCAAUCGUCUUCCAUGCUUGAAAACACUUAGCGUGUUUGGGUGUGGAUAUCUACAUCUGCAUGAUGAAUGGGCCAGUAGUAGUAGUAGUCUUAACAUGGACUACUUACAGAAUUCAUUGGAAAUAGAUAUUGAUGGAUGCCCAGGUCUGUUACCAUUAAUAGAGAGAGUAGAGAAGUUGUCCACACUUGGAAUUUCUAAUUUUGAUGCAAAAUUUUGGAGCCUGCCCAAAAUGAAAUAUCUUCGAAGAUUGACUUUCAGCUUUUGCCCAACCGCGUGGUCAUUAGAGUUCUUAUCUCAUGAGAUGAUGGCCGAAUUGACAUCACUUGAGGAUUUGAAGAUAUACGAUAGUUUUCAUUCAGUGAGGUCCUUCCCGUUGGGCGUUUUCCCCAAACUUUCAACUCUUUUAAUCCAUGGCUGUGAGAAUCUGGAAUCCUUUUCUAUUGAAGGAGUUGAUCAGAACCUAAGCCAUCUCAUUCAGCUAGAAAUCAACGACUGUCCAAAUCUGGCGUCUUUCCCGGACGGAGGAUUGCCCACUCCCAACUUGAGAGAAUUGAAGGUCUGGAGAUGCAAGAAUUUGAAGUCGUUCCCCAAACAAAUUCGCACCCUCACCGCCCUUGAACGAUUGGAAUUAUUCGAUCUUCCAAAUCUUGUAUCAUUUGCCCAAGGGGGUUUGCCUUCCAACCUCCGAUAUUUUACAAUAGAUUGCGACAAAGUGAAGCCUUCAGUGGAGUGGGGAUUACAAGGACUUGUCUCCCUUCAAGAAUUUACAAUUGCUGGCGAGAUCUCGGCACCGUUGCUCAAGGAACAGCUGCUCCCUACUUCUCUUCACCGGCUAACUAUACAUAAUUGCCGAAGUCUGGAAUUCCUGCCUGCAGAGGGACUUCAACACCUCACUUCUCUUCAAAAUCUAACUAUUACUUUUUGCCCAAGUCUGGAAUUCCUUCCAGCAGAGGGACUUCUACACCUCACUUCUCUUCAAAAGCUACGAAUUCGUAGGUGUCCAAAGCUCCAAUUCCUGCCAGAAAACGGUUUGCCGCCCUCUCUUUCUUACCUGGUGAUCUCCUCUUGUUCCACCCUGGAGAAAAGGUAUGAGGAUAAGACGGGAGAAGAUUGGGCCAAGAUAUCUCACAUUCCUUGCAUACAGAUAAACAACGAAGUCAUCAUAUGAGCUCUGUCUCUCUCAUACGAAGUUGUGCUUUUCGGCAUUUCACAUUCCUUGCUUCUAAUUAACUUCAAUAGUUUGAAAAAUAAAAGACAUAAUAGAAAUAAGAAUCAUAGCAUAUUAAUCAAUUUUUUAUUUGCAGCAAAGAAGACACAUUAUCCCCACAUCUUCAACAUUUUCGGAUGGUAUGAUGAGGAUCAAUCCAGCAUAUAUAGUAAGCAUCAAAAUUGUAACAUGUAUAGGUACUCUUUCGUAACUGAAUAAUGUAUCAACGUUUCGGAAAUUACAAAUUUUGCAAUUUGUUUCUCAUCUCUCCCAUUUGCUUUGUCAAGUCUUGUAAAAUAUGUCCAAUGCAACAAAAACACAAUUGACUUUCAAACUACAGAAAUAAAUGAUAAAAACCACAUACUUGCACCCAAUGCAUUGUUUUUUUGCAAUAUAAGAAAAAAACAGAUAACAUUCCCCUGAAACCAAAUUCAUCCCCCAAUUUCUUGCAACAAAUUUCAGUAAUUACGAACGCAACUAAAUCUUAAAUAAAUAGAGUUGUUCAAUUAUAUUAAACUACAUAUAGGGAGGGUGAAAGAGAAAAAGAGAGAAAAGAGAGACCUGGAUACCUCCAGCGUGUACUGAAAGAUGCCAAAUUCUAUCACCAAGGAGAACAAACAUUUUCAAAUGCUUAGGCUUGGGUAGCAUGUCUGAGCAUCUGUGCCAACUCACACACACACACACACACAUAAUGUCUGAGCAUCUGUGCCAACAAACACACACACACACACACACACACACACACAAUGUCUGAGCAUCUGUGCCAACACACACGACACACACACACACACACGCACACACACCCACCCUAAAAGUUAGAGUGUAAAAUCUAUGCUACAAUAAACAACUAAGCAUGAGCAGGACCUCGUAAAAAGUAGGUGAUCAUAUGUGUUUUUCAACUUU
This is a messenger RNA of Pyrus x bretschneideri (Chinese white pear), 5296 nucleotides long. RefSeq names its product putative disease resistance RPP13-like protein 1. The record is from RefSeq and is a predicted model, not a curated record. Gene Ontology annotation, molecular function: ADP binding. Gene Ontology annotation, biological process: defense response to other organism. NCBI's taxonomy places the organism in Eukaryota, Viridiplantae, Streptophyta, Magnoliopsida, Rosales, Rosaceae. The transcript has a single exon. Bases 461 to 4354 code for a protein of 1297 amino acids.